ACACUAAGAACAAAUCCUAAUUUGGGAGCCCCCUUCCUUCCCUCACUGUUCCAUGCGCUACCGCCAUCGCCGCCGCCAUCACCUCUUAGGGUUUCUUCCGGUAUCAGCCAGGCUCUCCCUCCUCGUUCCUUAUACAAUCUUACGAGCUGGAUUCUCUCUGCUUCCUCAGGCGAAUCUCCAUGUGCCGCUGGUUCAGCGGCUUUGUUGAUUGAGGCACAAAAAGUCUACCAACAGCUUCUUUCCUUGAUCGAUUUCAGAAGCCUAGGGUUUUUGUAUGGUUUUCAUUUAGGGAAUUGUUGAGAUUUAAUGGUUUUGUUUGGAUUUGGAUGGCAUUGGGCGGGGAUUUAAUGGCUUCACGAUUUUCGCAAUCAUCCGAUGCAGUGAUGUCCAAUCACUUGGAAGAUUGCGGCGGGGAUGCUGACGAGCUGUCCCAACAAAGGGAUUCUGAUACUGCCUCUACGAGUAGUUACGUCAAUGCAGCGUCUGCUGCAACCACUAGCAUGCUGUAUUUGCCCCAGACUGUGGUAUUAUGCGAGCUUCGACACGAUGCCUUUGAAGCUUCCACGCCAACAGGUCCGUCGGAUAGCGGUCUUGUCUCUAAAUGGCGUCCUAAAGACCGAAUGAAGACAGGAUGUGUAGCUCUUGCUUUAUGUUUGAACAUUAGUGUUGAUCCACCUGAUGUAAUAAAGAUUUCCCCUUGUGCAAGAAUGGAAUGUUGGAUAGAUCCUUUUUCUAUGGCACCACCAAAAGCACUUGAAACAAUAGGAAAAAACAUGAGAGAUCAAUACGAAAGGUGGCAACCAAGGGCUCGCUAUAGGGUUGAACUUGAUCCUACUGUGGAUGACAUGAGGAAACUUUGCGAUACAUGUCGCAGAUAUGCAAAGUCUGAGAGAGUUUUGUUUCAUUAUAAUGGACAUGGUGUGCCAAAGCCAACUUGUAACGGUGAAAUCUGGGUAUUUAAUAAGAAUUAUACCCAAUAUAUCCCAUUGCGAAUUAGUGACCUUGAUUCCUGGUUAAAAACACCAUCUAUUUAUGUUUUUGAUUGCUCUGCUGCUGGAAUGAUUGUUAAUGCAUUCAUUGAGCUUAAUGACUUGGGUGCUUCUAACUACUCUGGAUCUGCUCGUGAUUGCAUUAUGCUUGCUGCAUGUGAAGCACAUGAGACUCUUCCUCAGAGUGCUGAAUUUCCUGCUGAUGUUUUUACAUCUUGCCUCACUACACCAAUCAAAAUGGCAUUGAGAUGGUUCUGUGCACGGUCAUUGCUUCGUGAAUCUCUUGAUUAUUCUCUUAUAGAUAAAAUUCCUGGUCGCCAAAAUGACCGCAAGACGCUUUUAGGGGAAUUGAAUUGGAUUUUUACAGCAGUUACUGACACAAUUGCCUGGAAUGUUCUUCCACAUGAUCUUUUUCAGAGACUGUUCAGACAAGAUUUGUUAGUUGCCAGUCUGUUCCGAAAUUUUCUACUUGCUGAGAGAAUCAUGCGCUCUGCAAAUUGUUCCCCUAUUUCCCACCCGAUGUUGCCACCAACCCAUCAGCAUCAUAUGUGGGAAGCAUGGGACAUGGCUGCUGAAAUUUGCCUUUCUCAGCUUCCAUUACUGGUCGAGGAUCCUAAUGCAGAAUUCCAGCCAAGUCCAUUUUUCACAGAGCAGCUCACCGCUUUUGAGGAGUGGCUUGACCAUGGAUCCGAGCAUAAGAAGCCACCAGAGCAAUUACCUAUUGUGCUUCAGGUUUUACUUAGUCAAUGCCACCGUUUCCGUGCACUGUUUCUACUUGGAAAAUUCCUUGAUAUGGGACCAUGGGCUGUAGAUCUGGCCUUAUCUGUUGGGAUAUUCCCUUAUGUUCUGAAGCUUUUACAAACAACUACACCAGAUCUACCUCACAUCCUUGCAUUCAUAUGGACAAAGAUUCUGGCACUUGAUAAGUCAUGUCAGGUAGAUCUUGUGAAGGAUCUUGGACAUACAUAUUUCAUCAGGUUUCUUGACAACAUGGAAGCGUUUCCUGAACAGCGUGCGAUGGCUGCAUUUGUUUUGGCUGUCAUUGUGGAUGGUCAUAGAAGGGGCCAGGAAGCCUGCAUCGAAGCAGAUUUGAUUAAUCUUUGCUUGAAGCACCUUCAGGGUUCUGUGCUGCCACAUGAUUCACAAUCUGAACCCUUAUUGCUUCAGUGGCUUUGCCUUUGUCUAGGAAAGUUGUGGGAGGAUUUUACAGAGGCUCAAUUGAUAGGCCUGCAGGCUGGUGCUCCUGCCAUAUUGGCUCUUCUUCUGUCAGAACCUCAACCAGAGGUUAGAGCAUCUGCCAUAUUUGCUCUUGGUACUCUGCUUGAUGUUGGGUUUGAUACAUCUAGAGAUGGUGUUGGAGGUGAUGAAGAAUGUGAUGAUGAAAAGAUUAGGGCUGAUAUUAUCAAAAGCCUCUUAAGUGUUGUUUCAGAUGGAAGUCCACUAGUCAGGGCAGAGGUUGCUGUAGCUCUAGCACGCUUUGCCUUUGGACAUAAGCAGCAUCUCAAGUCCAUUGCUAUUGCAUAUUGGAAACCUCAAUCUAAUUCUCUGUUGAAUCCUUUGCCUUCACUGGUCAACAUAAAAGGCACAGGAAGUGGAAAUAUAGCUUCAUCCCAGAUAGGGCCUUUGACUAGAGUUGGCAAUGACAGCCCAGUAGUGCUUCGAGAUGGAAGAGUUUCCACUAGUAGCCCUCUUGCCUCUUCUGGAAUUAUGCAUGGAUCUCCAUUGUCUGAUGAUUCAUCUCAACAUUCUGGUUCUGGAAUAUUGAAUGAUGGUAUCAGCAAUGGAAUAGUUAACCAUUCAAGGCCAAAGCCACUGGACAAUGCAAUGUAUUCUCAGUGUGUAUUAGCAAUGUGUACUUUGGCCAAGGACCCAUCCCCACGAAUAGCAAGUCUUGGUCAGCGUGUUCUCUCAAUUAUUGGGAUUGAAAUUGAAGUGACAAAAGCAGUGAAGUUGAGUGGUGGCAGUGUUCGGCCUGGUGAACCUACAACUUCUUCCCCAACUCCUAGUCUUGCAGGACUAGUUCGGUCAUCUUCCUGGUUCGACAUGAAUGGAGGUCGUCUGCCUUUGACAUUUAGAACUCCUCCUGUCAGCCCUCCUCGACAAAGUUACUUUCCAGGAAUGCGUAGAGUUUGCUCUUUAGAGUUCAGGCCUCAUCUGAUGAAUUCUCCUGACACGGGAUUAGCUGACCCACUUUUAGGUUCUGUUUCUGGGCUAUCAGAGCGCAGUUUACUUCCUCAAUCAACUAUCUAUAAUUGGAGUUGUGGUCACUUCUCCAAGCCAAUUCUUACUGCAACUGACAAUGGUGAAGAAAUAUUAGCUAGAAGAGAAGAGAGGGACAAAUUUGCACUAGAGCUUAUUGCAAAAUGCCAACAUUCUUCUGUUAGCAAACUUAAUACUGAUAAACAAAUUGCUAACUGGGAUACAAAGUUUGAGACCGGCACAAAAGCAGCUUUGUUGCAACCUUUUGCUCCUAUUGUGAUUGCUGCAGAUGAGAAUGAACGAAUCAGGGUAUGGAAUUAUGAAGAGGCUAGCCUGCUGAAUGGUUUUGAUAACCAUGAUUUUCCUGAGAAAGGGAUUUCUAAGCUCUGCCUUCUGAAUGAGCUUGAUGACAGCUUGCUCCUUGUUGCUUCAUAUGAUGGAAAUAUCCGUGUUUGGAAAGAUUAUACAGUGAGGGGUAAACAGAAGCUUGUUACUGCAUUUCCUUCAAUCCAAGGUCACAAACCUGGUGUGCGGAGCUUGAAUGCUGUUGUUGACUGGCAACAGCAGUCUGGAUACCUGUAUGCUUCUGGAGAGAUAUCAUCAAUCAUGUUAUGGGACCUCGAUAAGGAGCAGCUUGUCAACUCAAUACCUACAUCUUCAGAUUGCAGUGUCUCUGUCUUGGCUGCUUCUCAACUUCAUGGUAGUCAACUUGCAGCUGGUUUUGUGGAUGGUUGUGUAAGACUCUAUGACAUCCGGACGCCUGAAAUGCUGGUUCGUGCAAUGCAGCCACAUACUCAUAAAGAAGUAGGAAGAGUUGUUGGUAUUGGCUUUCAGCCUGGACUUGAUGCAGGAAAGAUUAUCAGUGCAUCUCAGGCUGGUGAUGUUCAGUUCCUUGAUAUUAGAAGACCUAGAGAUACGUACCUCACGAUUAAUGCACACAGGGGCUCACUAACAGCUUUAGCCGUUCAUAGAUAUGCCCCUAUAAUUGCCAGUGGCUCAGCAAAACAGCUAAUCAAAGUCUUCAGUUUGGAAGGCGGACAAUUAGGCACCAUAAAGUACAAUACAACCUUCAUGGCCCAGAAGAUAGGUUCCGUCAGCUGCCUCACUUUCCAUCCCUACAAAGUAUUGCUUGCUGCUGGGGCUGCAGAUGCUUGUGUGUCAAUUUAUGCUGACGGCAAUUCUCAAACGAGGUGACUGGUUUCAUUCUUUUCUGAUUUCAUAAAUUUGGGAGGCAGCACAUGGUGGCUGAAGGAGGGUCAGCUCGAAGUGCCUUCAAGUGUCAGAGAUCCAAUCUUAGUCUGGAUCAUGAGAUGAUAUGAAAUGUGCCUGUCCCCUUGCUCACAACCAAUGUUGAUAUCCUUAUGGGAAUAUUGAUGGACACAAUUCGCUGAUUGUAUGCUAUAGAUAUUCAUUAGCCUCCAGUGUAGAUGGUCAAAAUAUGUUGGGGAAAGUCCUGCACAGAUUAAAUGGGGGCCUUGACAAAUAAUUUGUUAUAUAGAUACAUGGGUGUAAAUACCUUCGCUUUCUUCCCUUCAGUGUGUUCUUGAUUCCAUGCCUUUCUUCAAUUUGUAAAAGCAGCACACUUGCCAUUAUCACAAUUAAAGUGUUGCAAACAGA
Messenger RNA from Rubroshorea leprosula, 4805 nucleotides. The record is from the annotation of a GenBank genome assembly. Lineage: Eukaryota; Viridiplantae; Streptophyta; Magnoliopsida; Malvales; Dipterocarpaceae.